AUGCAGGAUGGAGGAUGUGAGGUUGCUCCUCCGUCUGGGGAGAAAGAGGAACGAAAGCGUUUUGAGUUGAAGCGUUGGAACGCUGUGGCUCUCUGGUCUUGGGACAUUCAGGUGGAAACGUGUGCCAUUUGCCGUAAUCACGUCAUGGACCUCUGUAUCGAAUGCCAGGCCAAUCAAGGUGCUGCUCCGACAGACUGCAACGUUGCAUGGGGAACGUGUAACCAUGCUUUUCAUACACACUGCAUAUCUCGGUGGUUAAAAACACGAAAUGUGUGCCCUCUUGAUAACAAAGAGUGGUCUUAUCAAAAAAUAGGAGAGUAG
Trypanosoma grayi is the source of this 321-nucleotide messenger RNA. Its product is annotated as RING-box protein 1. The coding region runs from base 1 to 321 and encodes 106 amino acids. Gene Ontology annotation, biological process: ubiquitin-dependent protein catabolic process; protein ubiquitination. Gene Ontology annotation, molecular function: zinc ion binding; ubiquitin protein ligase activity; cullin family protein binding. The record is from RefSeq and is a predicted model, not a curated record. Gene Ontology annotation, cellular component: nucleus; cullin-RING ubiquitin ligase complex. The transcript has a single exon. NCBI's taxonomy places the organism in Eukaryota, Euglenozoa, Kinetoplastea, Trypanosomatida, Trypanosomatidae.